AUGUGCAUACAAAGUUGUCUAAAUUGGCUUAUAGAAGUGAAGCCAAGUAGUGAUCGUGUGGGGCCUUUGGUUGUUGCUGGUCUUCUAAAUGAUUCUAUGCAAUCUGAUAAGUGGAAAAUCCCUCCCACCUUGAAUUUCCAGGAAUACCCACCUGGGAUAAAACUUGUACCUAUGGGUAGUAGAACAGGGAAGCCUUUUCAUACUACAAACUUAGUUGUGUUUGCACCUGAGAAUAAUCAUGGCAACCAUGGUGAUAGUAAUUAUGUUGCUCAUGGAGAUGCAUUAAUAAUGGAUCCAGGAUGCCUGCCAGAAUUCCAUGGGGAGCUCAGGGAAAUUGUUGCUGCUUUGCCUAGAAAGUUAGUCGUCUUUGUUACCCAUCACCAUCGCGAUCAUGUGGAUGGACUUUCAGUUGUUCAGAAGACCAAUCCUGAUGCUUCUCUUGUAGCACAUGAAAACACCGUCUGUCGCAUUCGAAAAGACGAUUGGUCUCUUGGUUGUACCGCAAUUUCUGGAGCUGAGGAGAUCUGCAUUGGUGGUCAGCGUUUAAGAGUCAUUUUUGCUCCGGGGCAUACUGAUGGCCACAUGGCAUUGCUUCAUGUCAGUACUCACUCGGUGAUUGUUGGCGAUCAUUGUGUGGGCCAAGGUAGUGCAGUCUUGGAUAUUACUUCUGGUGGGAAUAUGGCUGAAUAUUUCCAAACAACUUACAACUUAAUGGAGCUUUCCCCACAUGCUUUAAUUCCCAUGCAUGGGAGAAUGAACCUAUGGCCCAAACACAAGCUCUGCGAGUAUCUCAAAAACCGCAGAAGCAGAGAAUCUUCCAUCUUGAAAGCUAUAGAAGAUGGAGCCAAAACAUUGUUUGAUGUAGUUGCACACGUGUACUCCAAUGUGGAUCGCAGUCUCUGGAUCCAUGCUGGAUCAAAUGUGAGGCUCCAUGUGGAUCAUCUUGCCCGGCAGGAUAAGUUACCCAAGGAAUUUUCAAUUCAGAAGUUCCAGACAACUUGUGGGAUGCAUUUCCUAUCCCGAUGGACAUGGGCAUUCUUAAGUGCUAGUUUCCCAUUUAAGCUUCAUACAUCAAGGAAGGCUAAACUACUUGGUGCUGUGGCUGUGGUUGGCUUUGCUGUACUGUACUCUGCUAGAAACAAGCUUAAUUCUAAAUGAGAGAAAAAUACAGGGUAUGUCUAUAACCUAGUGAUAGCUACACUUCCCCUUUCCUCCAUAUAACUACAAUAGUGAUGACAAUUGGACUUGAAAAUGGUAUUCCUAAUGCUGUUACAAGGAUAUGUGGUUAUAAUGUCCCAUCUUACUGUUGUGUUCCACUCUUACAGCAGUUGUUUGUAACAUUAUUAUGAUGUAACUUUUGGGCUUUUAAUUCAAAUUGG
Molecule: messenger RNA, 1379 nt
Organism: Ilex paraguariensis (yerba mate)
Lineage: Eukaryota; Viridiplantae; Streptophyta; Magnoliopsida; Aquifoliales; Aquifoliaceae
Source: the annotation of a GenBank genome assembly